CCAGCGUCCUCUGUGAUAGGCUGUUAAGAAUUGGCGGGUGGAAGAGCAGCGGGUUCGAACACAACAACACAAACGUCUCGACCGGUUCCAGCGUCUGUUUGUAUCCGCUGAACGAGUCGCAUCUCCGGGAUGGAAGUGUGUCACCAGGACGGCGGAGUCACGGAGGUUUCAGAGCAGCUGGAAAAGUCUUUGUCCAUGGAUACAGACGACAAGAUGGAGGCUUACCACAGAUUCAUUCAGGAUGGUAAAGAUGUAGCCAGACAAGGGAACCUGCACAAAGCGCUGGAGUUCUUCAAACUUGCUCACAACCUUCACCAGAAUGAAAAACUUGAGCGGAGAAUAAAGAAAAUUGAAGAACUUGUUUCUGAGAACGACUCAGAGGAAGAAGAUGAAGAGUUUGUUAAUGUCAACAACAGCGGUUUGAUGCUUUUUAAAGAAUUACACGACAAACUUUAUGACUACCAGAGGAGCGGACUGGCCUUCUUGUACAGUCUCUACAGAGAUGGUCGCAAAGGUGGGAUCUUGGCAGACGACAUGGGACUCGGUAAAACCAUCCAGGUGAUAUCGUUCCUUUCUGGAAUGUAUGAUAACGAGCUGGCCAAAAACACACUGCUGGUCAUGCCAACUUCGCUCAUCACAAACUGGACCAAGGAGUUUGCUAAAUGGACUCCCGGCAUGAGGGUGAAGGAUUUUCAUGGUACCAACAAAGGAGAGCGGACCAGGAACCUGGAGAAAGUUCAGAAGAGAGGUGGCGUCAUCAUCACCACGUACACGAUGCUAAUGAACAACUGGCAGCAACUGUCGUCAUACCACGGCAGAGAGUUCACAUGGGACUACAUGAUCCUGGAUGAGGCACACAAAAUAAAAACAUCGACCACCAAAACAGCCAAAAGUGCCUCUGCCGUUCCGUCAAAGAACCGGGUUCUUCUCACAGGAACUCCUGUUCAGAAUAACUUGAGAGAAAUGUGGGCGCUGUUUGACUUUGCUUGUCAUGGAACUCUCCUCGGAACAUCUAAAACAUUCAAAACAGAAUAUGAAAACCCCAUCACCCGUGCCAGAGAGAAGGACGCCACUCCAGGAGAAAGGGCUCUUGGCUCCCGGAUGUCAGAGAACCUCAUGACCAUAAUACAACCCUACUUCCUCCGCAGGACAAAAUCAGAGGUGCAGAAAAACAAAAUGAAAAGUACACAUCCUAAAAAGGAACACUCCGACAACAAGGAUCAGAGCCAAGUCCCAAUUCCUCCAAAAGACUCCGGAGCUGUCAUGCCCACGCUGACGAGAAAGAAUGACCUGAUUGUCUGGACGUACCUGAGCGCUGUGCAGGAGGACAUUUACCAGCAGUUCAUUUCACUGGACAGCAUCAAGGAGCUGCUCUUAACCACCAGGUCGCCUCUCGCUGAAUUAACCAUUUUGAAAAAGUUGUGCGACCACCCAAGACUUCUCUCUGCUGGAGCCAUCGCCAAGCUGGGCUUGGAGGAUAGUGCGGCUGAAAACCAGCAGAACAACGACACGGACACUGCUGCUCAUGGCAUCGCUAAUGUUCCUGACGACACGUUAAUAUCAGAGUCUGGGAAAAUGGUUUUUCUGUUUGCGCUUCUUGAACAGCUCAGACAAGAGGGACACCGCACACUUGUCUUUGCUCAUUACAGGAAGGUGCUGGACAUUAUGGAACGCAUCCUGGGAAACAGAGGCUUCAAAGUGUUGAGACUGGAUGGCACGAUAUUAAAGUUAGCAGAGAGAGAGAGACGCAUUGGUCUGUUUCAAACAGAUGAACGCUACUCCGUCUUCCUCCUCACCACCCAGGUUGGUGGAGUUGGCAUCACCCUGACGGCCGCAAACAGAGUCGUGAUCUACGACCCCAGCUGGAACCCAGCGACAGACGCCCAGGCUGUUGACAGAGCUUACCGCAUCGGCCAGACUGAGAAUGUCGUCGUCUACAGGCUGAUCACCUGCGGCACGGUGGAGGAGAAGAUCUACAGACGGCAGGUUUUCAAAGACUCCCUCAUCAGACAGAACACCGGAGACAAGAAGAACCCGUUUCGAUACUUCAGCAAACAGGAGCUGAAGGAGCUCUUCACUCUGGUAGACCCCCGGUCCUCGUCCACACAGCUGCAGCUUCAGGCGCUGCACUCCAGACACCGGCGGACCGACCCCGAACUGGACCAGCACAUCGCCAACCUGCAUGCCAUGGAGAUGUUUGGGAUCUCUGACCAUGACCUCAUGUUUUCGCUUGAACUCAACCAUGAUGAGGAGCUGGAGGACCAGAAAGAGCACCACUACAUCGAGGGGCGGGUCCAGAAGGCGCAUGAGCUGAUGAAGGCAGAGUCAGAGUUGCAGAUGCAGCUGAAGGACAGCAUGGCGUCGAGCACAGAACCAGCCUGGCUCCGACCACCGGUGGACAUCAGCAGCAGAGAGCGCUCCAAUAAGAGAAUGCCAAGAAAUCCAGGACCAAGUCCUUCAUAUCCACUACAUGAUGCCAGUUUAAACGGGUCGCUGGUUGUGGUGGAGUCUGACCAAUCAGGUUCUAGUAAGGAAAAUGAUGAACAGAAUGGGAUUAACCGAGUUAUCGAUCUAACUGCAGAUGACAGUCUGACAGAAGAACAAUCUGUUGUAGAUGUACAUGACGAGCAGAACCUGGACUCUCCCGAACAGCAGUCUAUCAAACAGGACCUGGCAGGAGAGGACACGUUCCCUCAGGAGGGGAUUGACGGGUCUCUGUUGAUGUUGGAGUCGGAUGAUGCUGCAGGUGAUGUAGCAGACGCUUCGGUGCAAGAACAAAUGGACCAAUCAGAGACGUCUUCAGCAGCAGAGGGCAGCCCCGAGUAUGUUACAGCAGUCGAUGAAGACAAACAGCUCAAUGGAAGUUCACAUUCAAAAUACGACUCUGAGAUGGAGUUAAGUCACCAUCGCAUCACAUCUCUCCAGAGCAAAAGACUGUCUGAGCUGCAGGCAUCAAAUUCAAGCUUCAGAGACGACUCGCCGUCCAGAGUCAGCGCUGGACUCGAAUCAUUUGAAGGAAACUUCAAUUUACAGCUGGAGGACAGUGACAUGUUCUCAGAGGAUGAGGUUCAGGAGCAUCAGGAGGCGGAGGAGGAGGCGAAGAAGCUGCUGUCACAGCUGCUGAUCGACGGCAGUUUCGAUGUCAAUAAAUCUCUGUCUGAGAGGCAACACAGCGAAGCUCUGAGACAAAGCCUCAACAACGGCCAUGAAACAGAAGAGUCGAUGAAUGAUUCCGUUGUAGUUACCAGGAAGAGGAGAGCAGCAGUGAUUUCUGAUAGUAGUGAUGAUGAUGAUGAUGAUGAUGAAGAUGAAAGACCACUUGAAAACUCCUUCCAGGUUGUUGGAGCCUCCACUCCUAAAUCCACGCCCGCUGGCUUCCCCCCUCUCAGCUCAAGAAGGAGCAUCGGAGGAAACGCAUCUGUGGCCUCCCGCCGGUCACUUAUCCAGUCCAUCAUCGAAGACGUGGACAACCAGGACCUGGCUGAUGAGGAAGAGGAUGAUUACAGUUCAGAGAGGAAUUCUGAUGAGGCAGAAGAGGACGACGUCAUUGAUUCAUCUCAUGAGCUUCAGCCUGAGGAGACAACUGGAGAAACUCUGAGCACCGAGGAAGAGGAGGAGUCUGAGUCAGCUGACGUCAUCAGUAAAUCCGAAGGGGAAAUGAGCAGCGACCCUGAGGAGUCAGCCAGUGAACCCGAGCUUGCGUCCACUGAGAGAAUGGAUCAGUGCACGGUCGACGCCGGUGUCACGACGAACGGGACGAAAGACGUCAUCGAGUCCGAGAGCUACGACUCCCUGGUCAACAGAGGGCGGGAGUGCUACAGCCAGGGGAAGUCGGAAAAUGCCCUGGGCUUCUUCCUGAGAGCGAUCGACAUCAGACCUGGAGAUCCUGAGAUUCAGCUCAUGACCAUCAGGUUGUAUCAACAGCUGAGUAAGAGAAAGAGAAAAAGAGACUUAGAAUCCUGAAAUCAUCGCAUGUUCAGACUCGAGUUUCUGUGACUCUGAGCUGAAUGAAACAUAAGUUUAAGUCUCAGCGCUGCAGCUCUGAGACUUUAUUCAACCUGUGGGAUUUAAUUUAACACAUGAACAUGAUUCUUUGCACCAAUGGAUUAAAACCUUAAAGGUGGCACAAUAUUUUCUUUAACAUUUAGAUUAACACAGACAGAAGUAUAACUUUUCUUUCUGUGUACGUCUGCAGUUAAAGUCCUGUUUCAUGUUUUAAUGCUUUAUAAAACUCUUUUGAAAUGGUGUUUUCAGUGCAUGUGUUCAGCUCGAUCAAGUUUCUUGUGGGGGAAAAAAUCGACAUCUUAUCAAUCAUUUAUUAUACAAAAUGAAAUCUACAAAAAAAAAAAGUGCCUUUUUGUUUGUCAAAAAGAAGAAAAAAAAUACUUUGUAACCUGUACUUCUAUAUAUUGAUUUAUGAAAACGUUCCAGUAAAACAGAUUUGAAAAUAAAA
Molecule: messenger RNA, 4453 nt
Organism: Hippoglossus stenolepis (Pacific halibut)
Lineage: Eukaryota; Metazoa; Chordata; Actinopteri; Pleuronectiformes; Pleuronectidae
Gene: ercc6l
Product: excision repair cross-complementation group 6-like
Exons: 3
Coding region: 130-3963 (1277 amino acids)
Molecular function (GO): ATP-dependent chromatin remodeler activity; protein binding; DNA translocase activity
Source: RefSeq, a predicted model, not a curated record